Paramecium sonneborni is the source of this 6259-nucleotide messenger RNA. The record is from the annotation of a GenBank genome assembly. Lineage: Eukaryota; Ciliophora; Oligohymenophorea; Peniculida; Parameciidae.
AUGUUAAUACUACUUGCAUCACUAUUUUCAAUAGCAAAGAGUGGAUCGAUUCUGAGACCAAUAGGAGUGACUCCAAUCUGGAAUUCGGUGGCAAACGCAAAUGUCGAGGCCUAAUACAUAUUUAGUUAUGUUUUGGAAACAUACUUGGCAUCUAACUCUUAAAUAGUAGUUGAGUUUCCAUUACAAUAUGUUUCUGGGUUGGGAAUAACAUAAACUGAUUUGGUGUGUAUUCCAAGUUGCGUGAUUUCAGGGAGAUCAGUGAUCUUCACAUAUCCAGAGGAGAUGAAGAAUGGGACUAGUAAGAAAGUGGAAUGCUAAUAGUCUACACGGCAUCUGUGUAACCAGUAAGGAAUCCAGCCACAUAAGGUGGGACAGCUAAUUUCAUUUUACGUAGUAAGAGAGGAGAUAAUGUGAUUGAUGAGAACUUGAUUUUCGGUAUCAUUGGAAUAGCAGAUGCCAUAAAUACCAUGGUUUUCGGAGAGGUUGUUGUAUAUCCCAAAGGUUCCUUUUAUGCAGGAGUAAAACUUUAAUACAUAUCAUUAAGGAUUAUACUUAAUAUAUUUUGAAAUUCAAGACAACUACAACUAUAAUAUAUAAUUCCUAUAUGUUAUUUACAGUUCCUAAUGAUUUUGAAUUGGAACCCUUUCCAGUUUGCAGUCCAUAUCCAAUAAAUGGAAUACAAUUAGAUGGAACCUUAUUUUGUUCCUAAGUUAAUUCUACAAAUGUUGUAAAAAUUGAAGGAAUCACAGGACAUGUGAUUGGAUUAUAAGAAUACGCACUAAAAAUUUCUAUGAGAAAUCCUAAAUAUGCAGGAACUACUAAAUCUUUCAAUUUGGGAAUCUAUAAAGCUUAUACUCAGAUGAUGUUUGAAGAGGUUAAAGGAAUUAGUGGAGUUACAAUCUAGGCUGCUUAAUUAUAAAAUGUUUCCAUGACUUAAGUUUAUAGUUUUAUCAAUUCCAGAUCUAGAAUUAUGGAUUAUGAAGUUAGAUUCACUCCCACUUUUCCUAUUCCUUCAGGUUGUAAUAUCAAGUUAAUCUUCCCUGUCUAUAUGUAAAUUGUCUAACCUCCUGAUUAUAAUUAAGCAGGAUAAUUUUAAAUGAACUAUGUCAAAUAUGGACUAGAGGAUAUCAGUGAAGAUAGCCCUGUUGGUUUCUAUUAUUAGGAUGCCAUACAAAACUAUCUUAGAAUUACUAAUUUUUAAGAAAUGACUAUGAAUAAUGAAAUUUGUAUUGUUGUCAGAGUUAUAAACCCUAGUGUUGAAGGAUACACCACUCCUCUCAAAUUAUAUGUAUUUUAAGAUAUCACUGAAUAUCAAUUAUUAUAAUCUGAUGUUUUAUAUGCUAUUGCUGAUGUUUCAACUGUUGGAGCAGGUAAUCAAAAUGUACCUACAACAAACACUAAUAAUUGGUUUUUGAAACCUAGAACUGGAUUCUUUCCAAAUUAUUAAGAUUAUUCAAUUACAAAUAAUAUUGCCAAUGGUGCUUUAGCAACUUUAACUUUCAAUAUUGAUCCUACUGCCACUGUUCCUAAAUUUGCUUACAUUUACAUUACUGCUCCGAAAGAAUUCAAAGUCAAUAAUGAUACAACUACUGGAGUUAACGCUGCCAAUUGUAAAUUUUAUUUACAAUCAAAUUCACCAACUUUAAAUGGCUUCAUUUCUCCUAGUAAUUCUUUAUCAUGUACGGCAACUGAUUAAAUUGUUAAGGCUUAGUUACCAUUUGCAUUUGAUAUCAUCCAAUAUCCAUCUUAAGCUUUACCUGCUGCACCCUUAAGAAAUUAAUGGUAAAUAUAAUUAACCAAUGCAUUCUACACCCCAGGAUUAAAUGGAACAUAUUUUUUUGAUAUUACUCUUAAAGACACAGAUGAUCUAACUGUUCUCGAUUCAUUUUCUUUUCCGAUUUAAAUAAAUGCAAAUUUAUUAACUGGUAGUAUUGUGAAUUCAAUUCCAAAGAAUUCAAAAGAGAAAGGAAUAGUUGACAUUUAAUUCAUUACAGUUCUUUAAAUACCCUCAGGAUAGAAAUAGAAUCGUGCAUCAGAUACAAGAGGUUUUGUUGAAUUUCAUUUCAGUAGUGCUUGGGAUUAGGACUUAGGAUCUGGUGUGAGUGAUGGUGGAAGAAUUCCUUGUUAUGGUGUUAAUGCUUUUAUACCAUAUGAAGGUAAUUAAUUAAAAUGUAUUUUGUUUUACUCAACUGCCUCAUCAAAAACAAUAGUAAGGGUAACAAAUUUUAGAGAAAUUGCAACAAACACGAAUGUCAGAAUAAUGAUAUCUGGUGUUACAAAUCCAAAUGGUGCCAGUUAUGAUAUUGACAUUAAAGUAUUUUAGAAAAAGAAUCGAAUAUUCACUUUACUGAAUCAAUAAUUAGGAGUUACUAGCACAUUAAAUGCUGCUCCAGUAACAACAACUUGUACAACAGCUCCUUCAUAUUCAGAAAAUAAGGUAGGAUAUUUAUUUGAUAUCAAUAUAACUCCUUGUUUGACAACUGCAAUAUCUGCAGGAUUCUACAUCCUGAUAUAAUUACCUAAAUAUGAUAUUGGAUUUAUUAGGGAAGACAAUACCAUCACUUGUUCGCUCACUUCACAAUUAUAUUGUAUUCCUUUAUUAGGAUCUGACUUUAUUUUAAUAGUGACAUCUACUGUAGUGGCACUCUCCCCUAUUCCAGUCUUUAAAAUAAGCAAUUUAUAAUGGCCUAGAUACGUCGAAGACUUUUCAACUUAUGCAUUGAACUUCUUGGUAAUAAAUAAUGUUGGUUUGGGAAUUGUCUAAAAAUAUUAAUUUAGUAGUUUAACAAAUUGUGUUCCUGCUUAAUUUUCAGCCAUUUAAUCUCUAGUAUCUAAUAAGGGAAAAGGAUUUGUAGAUGCCACCUAUUCAUUUACAUUCACCCCUCAAGCUGACAUUCCUUAGGGAUCAACAAUAAUAGUUGAAUUUCCACCUUUCUAUGAUUUUCUAAAUGGUAUACACUUGCCUACUUUUUCUUAGAAUGGUUUGUAAGAUCUAGCUGAUAAAAAUAAAGUAUCUAUACAGGUAAACUUAAAAUUGAUUAAAAUUACUGGAUUUUAAUAGUUCAAUAAAUCAAAUUCCUUUCAAGUAGUAGCUGUGUCUGUGAAAAAUUCACAAUCAUACAACACGGCAUCUGGGUUUCACGUAUAUGUGAUGUUUAAGGGAAAAUAUGUUUUGCAAUAACUUAACUUUUACAGUUUUGAUUUUACAACUCCGUUUAAAGCAGGGAAGAUAGUAAUUAAUUAAAUAACUGCUUCAAUUUUGAAUGCAGACGAAGAAGUUGAUUAUCUGAUUCAAUUCACUCCUUAAAAUGAUAUACCGAUAGGUGGACAAAUUAAAGUAAUGUUCCCAGAUGAAAAUUACAAAAAAUUGCCAUCGAUUCCAGAUUGUCGUGUUAGUGGAGGAAUCAAUACAUUUUAAUCUUGCAUACUAAAUGGUAAAACAUUUAUAAUUGAAACAAACAGCAGAUAUAAAGCAGGCAAUGGAGUGAUUGAUCUUAUUAUAAAAGGAGUUUAAAAUCCAGAUUAAGGAACAACUUAAGGUUUUGUGAUUUAAACAGAAUAUGAUGGAGUAAAAUUAGAUGGAACUGAUGAGUCAAACCUGAAUGGAAGAACAUUCACAUCAGCCUCUAAGACUAAUCCUAUAACUCUUCUUUCUCUGGUAUUUGAUCCUAAAAAUGAAGGAGAAGAGGCUUCUUAUCGAUUUAAAUUCCUACCUUAUUCAUCAUUAUCUACAAUAUCUCAAAUUGAAUUUAAAUUUCCAACUUAAUUCGAUCCUUUAUUAGGAAGGGAUAUCUAAUGUAUAGUAAACACUGGUCUAUCAGGAGGUACUUACACAUGCAGUGUAGAUUCUAGAAUUGUUACACUAAAAGGUUAUGAUUCAUACACUCCAGAAAUCACAAAUCCUAUAGACAUAACCAUUUUCGGUAUUGUCAAUCCUAAUUCAAAUGGUGGAUCUACCACUGAUUUUCUAAAACUUUAUAUCAGAUAACAAGGCAGUAACAUUUAUGAUCAAUCUAAUUAAGAGAUUGCUUAAUUAUCCUUUCUCUCUGCACCAGGAUGGUCUCCUUUAAUUUCAAUAGAUGUUUCUACAUUUAAUGUAAGAUGGAAUUCAACAUACAAUUUUACAUUUUAGACUUAUAAAAACAUUCCAAAACUUUCAGCAAAAGGAUCAGUUUUAAUUGAUUAUCCAUCUCAAUUUGAAAUUCUGGAUGGCUCUAUCACAUGUUCAAGUACCAUUUAAUUUGCAGCUACCUUAAAAUGUUCUUCAUAUCGUAAUCGAGUUACCUCUUCUGGUAAUUACGAAGAUUAUGUUGGUAGAAUGUAUAUUCAACUUAAGAAAGUCUUAAAUCCUAUUGAAAAAGGAGAGAGUGAUUUCUUUUACAUUAGAACUUAUGAUGGUCUUAAUUUAAGAAUUAUUGAAAGAAACUUUGCUAAUUUAGAUCCUUUUAAAUUUUCAUAUUAUUUUCCUGGUCCACUUAUAAAAGUCAAUAAUGAAAAAACUUUAACAAUUGAAAGAGGUACAUAAUCUAUCAAUAUUCCUAUUUCAAUUGAAUUUCCUUGUCUACUCAAUCUAAAAUUAAUUCCAUCAGAAACAGAAUUCAUAGUUAAACCAGCCUCCAUUCCAUUAACUCUUGGAAUGACAUUGCAAUAUUUCAAUAUAUCUGUUCCUUAAUCUAUAUAUGAUGGCACCUACACAAUCUAUUGGACUUUAGAUAAUGAAUUAGAUCCACCUCUAUACACUCCAGUCAAAAGAACCUUAAUCACUAUAACUAAAAAACAAGGGGUCAAAAUUAACCAAACUCCUAUUCUUUCCAUUCCAAUACAAGGCUAAUCUCUCUUGACAGAAUAUGUGUUAGCUGCUCCUCCAGAUACUGAAUUAGCUUUUAGUUUAUAUCUACAAAGAGCCUAUUAUGGUAUCCAGUUAUCAACAAAAUCAAUUAUUGUUCCUGCUGGCUAAUAAAAAUUUGGAUUUGCUGUUGUCUACAAUAAAUCUGCCAAUGUUGAAGGACCUUAAGUAGAAAGAGGAUACAUCACAAUUCAAACUGAAGGAGUCAAUAAAAACAUCUAUUAGUUAGCAUCUACUAGUGUUGAAUUCUUCAUUAUUUCUUAAGAUACUAAAUCUCCUGAUUGGGUGACAUGCAAAAUUAAUACUGUUAAAAAAACAUCUGUCAACUUAUUAGUAGCUUUGAAUGAGCCUUGUGUUGUAUAUUACUUGAUUGCAUUAAAAGGAACAAUAUUUCCUACUUUGAGUGACUUUUAGAAUUAACUUAUACGUUAUUCUAGUACAUAAAGUUAAAUGGGAUAUUUAAUAGCUUACAGUGCAAAUCAGUAAUAUCUAAUUCCUUUAUCUAAAUUGAUAGCUGAGACAGAAUAUGUGAUACAUAUAUUAGCUUUAGAUCGAGGAAACAAUGAAGCUGAAAAAAGAAGUAUUGAAUUUAAGACACUUGACAGACCAGUAAGUUGUUACUUUACUUUGAUAUUUAAUUAAAGAACAGUGAGUGCAGAUUUUGUUAGGAAUGUAACGAAUUCAGUUGCCAAAGUACUUGGUAUAAACGAUUAUUACAUCCAGCAACAGAAAUAUUAUUUUAAAAGAUUGCUUUAGAACUCUUUUGGUGUAACUGUUGAUGAGAUUAAAUCAUACAUUGAUUUAGAAUUAGCAGCUAUUCCAGAUAGUGACAGUUUUCCAGAUCCAUUUGAAGUAGUUGCUGGAUUACAAAAUAAAACUUAAUUACUUACAUCAAGAAUCGAGACUUUAAAUUUAAGUAAGGAAGUAGCAGUUUAGAAAUUCACACGAUAUGUUCCUAGAUUUAUUAAAUAGCCUAAAAUAGUGUAUAUUGAUUAUUAACAAUGUGCAAUUCAAUUAGCUAUUAGCAAUUAUGGAUGGGGUUUUGCUGUAGCAGUGGUUUUUGAGUCAUAAGAUUAAAUUUGGCCAUCACCUUAUUAAAUAAUGAAAGGAUUAGAUUAUUAGAAUAGGCCAACACCUAAUGGAGAGAUAGAGAUUUCAGAUCCUUAUCAGGAUUUCAUUUUAAGAAUACAUGGAUUAGAGAGUGAAACAGAUUAUUAUAUCUAUGUAAUAGGGGGGUCAGUUCGUAAUUGAAUUCAUUAAUAUUAUUAGAUUUCCGAGCUCCAGAUUUGAUGGAUAAAUCAGAGAUAUAUUAGGAUAGAAUAAUCUCAUUUAAAUCUCCGUAGAAGCCUAAGUUAAACAUCAACUUUGGAGAUUUGAUAGUGUUGAGCAUAUUGAUUUUUUGGUUUUGAGUAC